AAAAAAGAUAAUUCCUCCCCUCUCCCUUUCUCACUCACUGGCCGUCUCUUUUCCCUCGUCCUCGAGCUUCGCCAACCAAGAUCCGCAGCAAAACCCUAGAAACCGCUAUUUCACCCCCACCGCCGAGGUGAGAGAAAGCGCCAUUGCCACCGGCCAAGCUGCACCCUCCGCUACAUUUCUCUCACCUCUCUUUCUCUCUCGCACGCUCGCAGCCGGACCUCUAUACGAUCCGAAUCUCUCAACCUCCCUCAGAGAUUCGCAGCAGGAUGGCAGCUACCGUAGCACCCAUGCAGCAUCCCACAAUUCCUCCUGCCGAUGUAGUUGGCAAUGCAUUUGUUCAUCAGUACUACCUUAUCUUGCGCCAAUCUCCAGAGCUUGUUCACAGAUUUUACCAGGAUGAUAGUAAGCUUGGCCGCUCUGAAGAGAAUGGGAUCAUGAGUACCACAACCACAAUGCAGGCCAUCAAUGAGAAGAUACUCUCACUUGGUUAUGAAGAUUGCAAGGUCGAAAUUCUGACAAUCGACUCCCAGGAAUCAUACAAUGGUGGGGUCCUAGUCCUUGUGACUGGAUAUCUGACUGGAAAUGAUGAUGUGCGACAGAAAUUUACUCAGAGCUUCUUCUUAGCACCUCAAGAAAAGGGCUAUUUUGUUUUGAAUGAUGUAUUCCGAACUGUUGAUGAGGCCACGGUUCAUAACGGGAAACCAGAUCCGGUUGACGAUGUUAAAUUCCCAGCUACUACUGAAGAGGGUAAUAUACAUCUUAAAGAAUUUCUCUGCUCAGAUUCUUCGCUUGUUAAGGAAAAUAUUAUUUUGGAGCAAGUACCCAGUUUAUCAGAGGAUGUCAAUGGGGGUGAAGUUUACGAUCCAUCCGACAGUGGGGAUGCUUCAGUGGAAGGGGAGGAAGUACCAGUGGCUGAAGUUCUUGAUGAAGUUCCUGAAGACUCACAAAUGGCAAUUGAUUCACAAGUGGUCACCGGAUCUGACACUAAGAUUGAGGAUGUGCCUAAAAAGUCAUAUGCUUCCAUUGUGAAAGUUAUGAAGGAGAAUGCUGCGCAAUUCUCAUUGCCUGCUGCUUCUCCACUGAGAUCAGCUCAAAAGAAUCAAGAGCAGUUGCCUGCAUCGGCACCUCCAUCCCAAGUAUCUGAACCACAUGCCUUGAACUCAAACGGGACUGAAAAUGGUAGUACCCAAGGCAUGGAAGAGGGUCCUUCCAUCUACGUCAAAGGGUUGCCUUUUGAUGCUAACCAUGCUUUGAUUGAGAAUGAAUUCAAGAAGUUUGGGAUAAUCCGCUCUGGUGGUAUUCAAGUUAAAAACAAUAAGGGAUUUUGUUUUGGCUUUGUGGAAUUUGAGGCUGCCAGUGCUGUUCAAAGUGCAAUAGAGGCUUCACCUAUCAUGAUCAAUGGUUUUCGGGUUGUCGUUGAGGAAAAGAGGUCUACAUUUCGAGGAAACGGUAGGGGUAGGUUUUCAUCAGGUGGCGGCGGCGGUUACAGAAAUGACGGAGUAAGAGGGCGCGGAGGCUUUGGAGGCGGUGGCAGGGCAUACGGGCGCGGCGGGGGUGGCGGCAUUGAAUAUGGGAGCAGGAAUGGCGGCCGUGGUAGUGGUGGAUUUUCAAACCGUGGGGGUGGUGAAGGAUAUCGGAGAUCUGAAAAGACGGGGAACAAUGGUGGUGGGCGUACGAGCCGUUCUGGUGGGCCGCCUAUGAAUGUGGCUAGAAGCACAGCGCCACAUGUGUCUGCGACAGCUUGAAAAUCUGAGUCCGACUGAUGGUAAUGUUUCUGUUUAAUCGCGGCAGUUAUUUUGAAGUGCAGGGAGUCGUCUGGAAAUUUGUUGAGUAGCAUUAAGAUGAGGUUAAUGAAAAUUUAAGUAGGGAGUGAGGUAACCUGAAGUUUUCGUUGGAAGGAAAUUGGUUUUUGGUUGGUUUUAACUGGCAAGGGAGGGGUAGAAAUUCUUGUCUGGUAUACUAGUAGGCUAAUUAUGAUAUGAUAGCUAGCAUUAGACAAUGUGGCGGCAUUGGUUCAUUUUCGCUAUAUGGAAAAUACUGCGAGGGCGAACGUCUUCAUUGGGUCUGCGUUGGCUCUUGUUUUGAUGUUUAUGUGAAUGUAGAAUGUGUUUGUUGACGUAAUAUAGAUUCAGCUGCUCGGAGGCUUCUUCAUUUUUUG
This is a messenger RNA of Linum tenue, 2158 nucleotides long. Lineage: Eukaryota; Viridiplantae; Streptophyta; Magnoliopsida; Malpighiales; Linaceae. The record is from the annotation of a GenBank genome assembly.